AGUGGCCUUGUCCGUGUCCGGUCGAGACUGUCGUUGAAAACCAGAGCAGCGGAUAGCCUGCCAAAACCACCUGUUACUUCACCUAACGAAACGGUUCGGACACGGAGCCAGACGCUUCAUGUGCCAGCACGAGUCGUACGGCAUCUUCAUACUCACCGUCACCGCGCUGCCUUCGUCUCCGCGUUGCCCCCCUUUCCACUGCAGACGUUGCCUGACUGAAACCCACAUCUCUUGAUCUCUCGGCCCUAUCGCAGGACGAGCAGGGUGGACACUGCUUUGUUGUCCUGUUGCCCAGGCCGCCGCCAAAUCAACGACAACAAAUCCCUCGCCAUUGGCCAAUUCGCAGUCAGGAUCGGCGGGUCGGCGUGCCGUGUGCUUCGAAGGCCGGAAAGGCCGGAUGCCAAGCACACGGAGAUUGGACGGCGGCUUGGUUUGCAACCCAACUGUCCCGGUCCCGGUGCCGCCGGUUCCGGGUGUGUUUCGGAGCUGUCGAUGACGUACUUUCAUUGCGGGACAAGUGAAAACAAACUUUGUGAUUUUCAAAAUAAAGAGAGGCGUGUUGGCGGCGGUUGUAACUUGAGACUACCUCGGGAAAUUUUCCUUACAAACAAAUCACCAAGUCGUGAUCAAUGACAUCGACUUGAUGCUGACUUGCAGAUUAUGCUACAACCGAGGCGGCGGCGAGCUUCAGCCACGGCUCAAACAUGGCACAAGCCACACAAUGGCCCCCCAGAAAAGCUGGAGAAAUCGGUCAAUUGAAUAUCUUUGAAUGGCGGGGCCGAGUUUCAACGGUAAAGCUAGUGGAUUAAGCAGAAAGAUAUGCAUAACCGAAGAUGGUUCGAUUCUAUUAGCCGUCAUUGGCUGGAAUACCGCAACCCACGCACACCUCCAAGCUUCUGAUCCCGAGUUUACUGCAUCAAAUCAAUCGUAACCAAGCCACUUCCCCGGCCCAGCCCACCGUCGACGUCGAGCUUCCGCUGCCUCCUCCCGGUCUCGGAUCCUGCACAGAAAUCCCCUCUCUCUCUUCAGACCAUUCACAAUGUCGGCCUCCCUCCUCCGCAUCGCCGCCCGCGGCCCCUCCAGCGCCUUCUUCCGCACCGUUGUUGCCCGGCCCCAGCCUAUCGCUGUGCGCGCUGCCGUCGCCGUCCCCAAGACCUUCAGCACAUCGAUGCGCAUGCGCUCCGAGCACGCCGAGGAGACCUUUGAGGAGUUUUCUGCUCGCUACGAGAAGGAGUUUGACAGCGUUCAGGAUGUCUUUGAGCUCCAGCGCAACCUGAACAACGCUUUCGCCUACGAUCUCGUCCCCUCCCCUGCCGUCCUCGCCGCUGCCCUCAGGGCCGCGAGAAGAGUCAACGACUUCCCCACUGCAGUCCGCGUUUUUGAGGGCAUCAAGGCCAAGGUCGAGAACAAGGGCCAGUACGAGCAGUACCUUGCUGAGCUCAAGCCCCUUCGUGAGGAGCUCGGCAUCGAGCUCAAGGAGGACCUCUACCCCGAGGAGGCUAACUAAAUGCUCGACUAUUCAUCGACAUACUUUCUUGUUCUUUCACUAGACGACGAAUUUAAAAUGCCAACCUCACACGCUUCACCACACAUCCAUAGACUGCACAGCUGGCUUGGACACUUUGAAGGCAAAAGCUGGCUGCUGCCGGUUCGGUGUGAGAGUUCAUCAUUAUGGAUACCACUGAAACCCGUCCACCACAUCUCAUCUCUCUGCCUUGAUAGAAAGGAAGGAGAUAGAUAAAAAUCAAUGUGUAUAUUUUCUGUUAUGGCUGUGUUUUUCUUGCAUGUGGUAUUGCGGUUGUCCUUGCCUCGCCGAAGACAAUAAGCUCGGACAACUGUUUGGGGUUCGGACACUGUCGUGGAAUUCAAGUUCAGUCACGAUGCACUUACACCGUACAGGGAACAGUUAAAAGACUAAGGUCAUACGCAGUAACAGGCUCACAAUCAUGGCAGGCUUUCAGGGUAGGCACAAUCUCGAAAGACAUUUAACACCAUACAAUAUUUAACCUGCAUCGGAAAC
Messenger RNA from Podospora pseudocomata, 2020 nucleotides. RefSeq names its product Cytochrome c oxidase subunit 6 (gene COX6). The coding region runs from base 1040 to 1507 and encodes 155 amino acids. The transcript has 5 exons. Gene Ontology annotation, biological process: mitochondrial electron transport, cytochrome c to oxygen. The record is from RefSeq and is a predicted model, not a curated record. Lineage: Eukaryota; Fungi; Ascomycota; Sordariomycetes; Sordariales; Podosporaceae. Gene Ontology annotation, cellular component: mitochondrial inner membrane.